UGAGUCAUCCCGUGCCUCCCUCCGCCCUGGACUUUGCCUCCGGUGGAUGCUCGGGGCAGUAAAACCGGCAGAGGCCAGGGAGGGACUGGGACACGCAGGGUCAGCGCGGGGCGGUGGGGCCCGGAGCGGCGUCCCUGCGGCCAGGCCCACCGUGCCCACAUGCAGCAGGCGCCUGGCGGGCAGAGCCCACCCCCGGGGCCCUCCGAGGCCGCAGGCGCUGAGAUCAAGGCCACUGAGAUCAAGGCCGUCAUCGUCGGGGACGGAGGCUGCGGGAAGACGUCGCUGCUGAUGGUCUUUGCCAGAGGGGACUUCCCCAAGGUCUACGUCCCCACGGUGUUCGAGAAGUACACGGCCUCCUUCCAAGUUGACGGAAAGCCCGCGAAGAUCCACCUCUGGGACACGGCAGGGCAGGAGGACUACGACAGGCUUCGCCCGCUGUCCUACUCAGACGCCAAUGUUGUCCUCAUGUGCUUUGAUGUCACCAACCGCAGCAGCUACGACAACAUCCUGACGAAGUGGUACCCAGAGGUGAACCACUUCUGCAAGGGCGUCCCGGUCCUGCUGGUGGGCUGCAAGACCGACCUGCGGCAGGACCCCGAGGUGCUGCGCGAGCUGCGGCAGGGCCGCCAGGAGCCCGUCACCUUGCAGCAGGGGGAGGCCAUGGCCCGGCUGGUCCACGCCGCGUCCUACUUCGAGUGCUCGGCCAGGUACCAGGAGAACGUCAGGGACAUCUUCGCUGCCACCUGCGCCACCGCGCUGCGAUCCGCCCGACGGCCCCGACGCAGGAGAUGGCCCCGGGGGGGCUGCACGCUCUGCUGAGACCCCGCACCGCCGGCCCGGACACCGUGAGCCGGCACAGAGGCACCCCGUGCACAGAGAGGCGCCUGGCACCGACCUGCCCGCAGCCGCCCCGCUGCUGAGAACUGACCCGGGGGACCCCCUGGCCCCCUGUCCCGCCGGCCGGGCGGGGGACACGCGCUGAGCGGCUGCGGCGCGGUUCUGCCAUUAAAGCUCAGAGCUCGUCAGCGCCGUGCGGUCCCUGCGGGCAGACCCCCCGACACCUGAUGCGGCACCAAAAGGCACAGGGCCGCAGCCACGGCACCGUGUUUGUG
Molecule: messenger RNA, 1112 nt
Organism: Cygnus olor (mute swan)
Lineage: Eukaryota; Metazoa; Chordata; Aves; Anseriformes; Anatidae
Gene: RHOD
Product: ras homolog family member D
Exons: 5
Coding region: 160-819 (219 amino acids)
Biological process (GO): small GTPase-mediated signal transduction; cell migration
Molecular function (GO): GTPase activity; GTP binding
Source: RefSeq, a predicted model, not a curated record